Messenger RNA from Helianthus annuus (common sunflower), 2545 nucleotides. Its product is annotated as G-type lectin S-receptor-like serine/threonine-protein kinase CES101. The transcript has 7 exons. The coding region runs from base 79 to 2475 and encodes 798 amino acids. Gene Ontology annotation, biological process: protein phosphorylation. Gene Ontology annotation, molecular function: protein serine/threonine kinase activity; ATP binding. The record is from RefSeq and is a predicted model, not a curated record. NCBI's taxonomy places the organism in Eukaryota, Viridiplantae, Streptophyta, Magnoliopsida, Asterales, Asteraceae.
UUUUUUUCAAACUAUCACCGUUAAUAUCAUCACUUCUCAUAGCAGAGAGAGAUCAAAGGACUUGCUUACCCUGAAACGAUGGCGCACGAAAGCAUAUUCCUCCUCAUCGCUUUAUUUUGGUUUUCGUUUAACAAUCCUUGUUAUUCAGAAACAGAUACCUUACAUCAAGGUCAACAGUUGAAGGACUGGGACGAAUUAAUAUCAUCAAACAGGAUCUUCUGUCUAAAGUUCUUCAGCUUUGGCACUAUGGUGAGUCCUUAUCUAGGGGUAUUCUACAACAAGGAACAAAUUCGAUAUCGUCAAGAUGAGUACUACAGAAAGAAGGAAUCUGACAACUCAGCAGUUUGGGUAGCAAACAGAAACCAUCCAAUCCCGGAUAUAUACGGCAGGCUCAUCAUAGAUGCUAAUGGAAGGUUCAGCAUUUUAUCUAGUAUAGGCACUGUCGUUGAUCUCUUCACUCCAACUCAACUAGUAACACACAAAGUGAGCGUUACACUGUUGGAUUCAGGGAAUUUGGUGCUUCAAGAACUGCAUCCAGAUGGAUCUGUGAAGCGGGUUUUAUGGCAAAGCUUUGAUUACCCGACAGACACGCUUCUACCUGGAAUGAAACUGGGAAUUAAUCUCAAGACUGGGCACAGAUGGUCACUGACUUCUUGGCGGAACGAUGAACUACCGGCCCAAGGGUUAUUUACAUUGGUAGGAGACCUUAAUCGCACAGGUCCAAUUGCCAUUCUGAGGCAACGGAAUGCCCUCCACUGGACGAGUGGACCGUGGGAGAAUGGUGAAUUUAAAAACACUGAUCUACUGUCUUCUGGUCCAGAUGUCCGCUUCUACUAUGUUUCUAAUGAGACUGAGCAGUCCUUCACAUAUUUAACGAGAACAUAUGAUUCAUAUCCAGCUCUGAGGAUGCAUCAAGAUGGCCAGCUUACGGGUUCACCUUUAAACUUAAGCGUCCACUGCCGCUACAUCAAUGACCCUCCUGGUUGUGUUGAAGAUGAGUUUGAGAGAAAACAAUGCAGGAAAGAUUAUCACUUUGGUUCAACAUAUGACUACUACUACUACAAUACUUAUAGUUAUGUGGAUGAGUAUGUAUAUGAUGAAAGCUAUAACUUACAUGAUUGCCAACAGAUAUGUUGGAGCAAUUGUUCUUGUGUGGCCUUUACUACAACAAGAAACAGGGUAGGAUGCAAGACUUAUGGUAAAAGGGUAUACAAUCCAGAAACCGUUGACCCAUAUAAACGAUAUUACACCAUCGAAGAAAAUAAGAAAAGGGGGACCAAUAAGGCCUGGAUUGGCAUAGUUGUCCUGAUAGUUCCUUUAGCUGUACUUCUCUCAUGCUAUUGGGUAUGCAAGACCUUUGAUGUUAAAGAGAUAGCUAAGAAAAUCAAAAGGCUGUUGCUGCUCCAGAUGAGACGCAUGAGACGGUUCUACAUCAAUAUACGAACAGAUAAAAAUAUGAACACUGAGCUGCGUUAUUUCACCUUUCAAAGCAUCUCAUCUGCCACUAACAAUUUUUCAAGCACUAAUAAGCUAGGAAAGGGGGGUUUUGGUGAGGUUUAUAAGGGCAAAUUAGUUGAUGGGCAAGAGGUUGCGGUCAAACGACUUUCAAAAACCUCUGGACAAGGAAUCAAGGAGUUUAAGAAUGAAACCGAACUCAUUGCCAAACUUCAACAUACUAAUCUUGUGCGGCUUCUAGGUUGUUGCGUUGAAAAACAAGAACAAAUCCUUGUAUAUGAAUAUAUGCCUAACAGUAGCUUGGAUUCCUUUCUAUUUGAUCCAACAAAGAAAGGAUUACUGGAUUGGAACAAUCGCUUUGUGAUAAUUGAUGGCAUUGCUCAGGGUCUUUUGUACCUCCACAAAUUUUCAAGGCUGAGGAUAAUCCAUAGAGAUCUGAAAGCCAGUAACAUCUUGCUAGAUGACUACCUCAAGCCAAAAAUAUCAGAUUUUGGCAUGGCAAAGUUAUUUGGGAGCAACGAGUCAGAAGCAAAUACAAGUAGAGUCGUUGGAACACGUGGGUAUAUGCCUCCAGAGUAUUUCAUAGAUGGCACCAUUUCAACCAAGAUAGAUGUCUUUGGUUUUGGUGUUUUGCUGCUUGAGAUAAUAAGCAACAAGAUGAAUUAUGUGAGCUAUGAUGUGGAACACCCACUUAACCUUCUUGGACUUGCAUGGGAAUUGUGGAACCAAGGCAGAGGUUUGGAGUUGAUGGAUCCAGUACUGGAAGAUACAUGCACUCCCAAGGAAGUGAUGACAUGCAUUCAUGUGGGUCUCUUAUGUGUUCAAGACCAUGCCGCAGAUAGGCCUACCAUGUCUGAAGUUGUUUCUAUGCUUACAAACGAAAAUAUGAAUCUACCUGAGCCAAAACGACCAGCGUUCUUCAUUGAGAGGCACGGAGCUGAGACUGAGACAGGAAGAGGAGAUAAUUUGGGAAACGGGUCUGAAAAUAGCGAAUCAAUUUCAAUUUUAGUUUCAAAAUAAAAGUCAGCAAGUUUAAUAUCAUUAUCAUGCUUAAUAUGCUACUUUUCUAAGGAAACAGGUUAGGAAAUGA